This is a messenger RNA of Myripristis murdjan (pinecone soldierfish), 4793 nucleotides long. RefSeq names its product oxidation resistance 1a (gene oxr1a). The transcript is spliced from 18 exons. Lineage: Eukaryota; Metazoa; Chordata; Actinopteri; Holocentriformes; Holocentridae. Gene Ontology annotation, cellular component: nucleus. The record is from RefSeq and is a predicted model, not a curated record. Gene Ontology annotation, biological process: response to oxidative stress. Bases 239 to 2803 code for a protein of 854 amino acids.
UCUAUUGGGAGAAGGUCAAAUGACUCUGCAUGUCGGCCACUGUGUACACUUCUGCUACGGUGCACGCCUGGUGAAGAAAGAAUAAUAACGCCAAUCUUGUGUCCGAAUAUGCCUGCAAGCCUGUGAGGUCGCUGCUCUCAUUAUGCCCCUGCGCUCCGGUCUCAAAGUUUGAAAGCUCGACCUCAGACCGCCACCACCCAAAGCCUCUGAGCAGGAAAAAAACGAAGACGCUGCCAAGAUGUUCAGCACCAAAAGACUGAAGAAGAAGUCUCAGUCGGUGGAUAUUGCCAAUCAAGGUUUCUCCCCGACUCUGGUGCCCGCCUCGCCCCUCAACAGGGCUGCACCACCUGUUGCCAAGACAACUGCGGUCUUCGCGGUGCAGGAAAACAACACUACCAACGCGCAGCGCCGCAGCCCCCGGUGCAGCGAGCUGAAGAGAGGAUACACCAUAGGACUCCCUACCCUAGGCUUUCGUGGAGCCACAGAUACCGGCCAGAAGAAGACCCCAGAGAAGAAGGAUGGGAGGCGCAUGUCGUUCCAGAGACCCAAAGGGACCAUCGAAUAUUCUGUGGAAUCGCGGGACACGUUGAACAGCAUUGCGCUCAAGUUUGACACCACACCCAACGAGCUGGUUCAGCUGAACAAGCUGUUCUCCAGAGCAGUGGUGCCUGGCCAGGUUCUGUACGUUCCUGAUCCCGAGUACGUGUCCAGUGUUGGGAGCUCACCCUCCCUCAGUCCCAUCAGCCCCCUGUCUCCCACCUCCUCAGAAGCUGACUUAGAGAAGGUGACGGACUCCGAUGGCCCACCCAGACCAGAGGGCGUUCACCCCCCAGUCUUCUCGGCCUUGCGCCAGGCCAGAGUGGUGUCAUCCACCUCCGAGGAGGAAGAGGCUCUUACGGAGAAGUUCCUCAAGAUCAACUGCAAAUACAUCACCGACGGCAAGGGUGCGGUGAGUGGUGUGUUACUGGUGACACCCAACAACAUCAUGUUCGACCCACACCGGAUGGACCCCCUGGUUCUAGCCCAUGGCUGUGAGGAGUAUGGCAUCAUGUGCCCUCUGGAGGAGGUGCAGUCUGCCGCCAUCUACAAGGAGAUUACCGACCCCAAGAUCAGAGAGGCCGUGCCCGAUGACCUGGAGCCUAUGCCGGCAGAGAGACAUCCCUCCCAACAGAAGGACGCAGAGCAGCGCCUCAGGGACCCAGGGGCCAAUGACAGCGGCAGCACGGCCCCACGCAGUACUGAGGGCUCAGUCUCCGAGGAUGUCUUCACUGAGUCUGAGCUGUCCCCAAUUCGGGAGGAGGAGCAGGCAUCUAAUGAGGAUCUCCGCCUGGACAAGUCCUCCGGCGCUUCGACAGAGUCCGUGCAAACUAUCACCCAGGUGGAGGCCGCUGGCACCAAGGCGCAAGGCAGUGCCAGCGGGGCGGUCAGCCAGCCAGAGGAGCCCACCACGUCUAAGACCACAGCUGCAGCGGAGGACAAUCCCCCAAACACUGCCACAGAAAAAGAGAGCCGCUCCCCCUUGGGAUCCAAGCAGCACAGUGUAGAAAAACCACCAAGCACAGCGCCGACCACCACCAGCAGCACCACUAGCCAGGCCCAGGGCCCCAGCAGCAGCACUUCUCGCCCGGGGUCCCAAAGCUCAGCCACCCCUGGUGCCACAGACCCCAGCUCUGUCUCAGCCGGCCCACAGGGGGACGCCAACGAGAGGACCGAGGACUCCAAAAUGGACACUAUGCAACAAGCCAAGGAAGAAAAGAAGAUGGUAGAGCAGACGGAACAGGAUGGUGCACAGAACUCUGCAGAGGGUACAGGGUCUGGGGAGAGGCGGAAGCACCGGUCUCACAAGUUCCUUUGUCUGCGGGUGGGGAAGCCCAUGAAGAAGACAUUUGUUUCCAACGCCAGCGCCUCCAUGCAGCAGUAUGCUCAGCAGGGCAAGAAGCACGAGUACUGGUUUGCUGUCCCACAGGAGAGGUCAGACCACCUGUAUGUUUUCUUCAUCCAGUGGAGCCCUGACAUGUACGGUGAGGGGGUGAGGGGGGUGGACCGAGAGCCGGGGUUCAUGGUUGUUAAGAAGAAUGAGGAGUCAGAAACAGCGGAGGAUGUGCCCAUCACUGACAUAAAUGUGAAGGAAUGGGAGGUAGUGUCUCUGACUGAGUACCAUCGUCGGAUCGAUGCACUAAACAGUGAAGAUCUACGCUCGCUCUGCAAACGACUCCAGAUCACCACCAAGGAGGAGGUGAACUCCAAACAUGGCACAUCCAUCAAGACAGAACUGGAAGCGGAGACAUUCAAACCGAACCUCAGCGAACCCAGUGACCUUCUGCAGGCAGACCAGAUAGAAAAGCUUGCUAAGAAUCUCCCACCACGGACCAUUGGGUACCCAUGGACAUUGGCCUUUGGCACGUCAAAGCACGGCAUGAGCAUUAAGACACUCUACAGAGCCAUGCAAGGCCAGGACACCCCAGUGCUCAUGGUUAUCAAGGACAGUGAUGGCCAGGUGUUCGGUGCGCUGGCAUCUGAGCCCUUUAAAGUCAGCGAUGGCUUUUAUGGCACAGGAGAGACCUUCCUCUUCACCUUCAAUCCAGAGUUUGAGGUGUACAAAUGGACAGGUGACAACAUGUUCUUCAUCAAAGGAGAUAUGGACUCCUUAGCUUUUGGUGGAGGAAGCGGCGAGUUUGGCCUGUGGCUGGAUGGAGACCUUUACCAUGGCAGGAGUCACUCCUGUAAAACAUUUGGGAACCCCAUGCUCUCCAAAAAGGAGGAUUUCUAUGUGCAGGACAUAGAGAUCUGGUCUUUUGAAUAACAAAACACCACACCACAGGGGAAACACGAAUCCUGAAAAGACAGAGGAGUUAUCCUCCUUAGAACAAUGGCAACGUCCCAAACCUAACUGCACAUCACCAGGGCUCCCCAGGCCGGAGGCCAGCUAUCGGAUGCUUGUUGUGCAUUACUACUGCAGUUGUUACGGAGCUUUUUUUUUUUUUUCUUAUUUUCUUUUUCUUUGUGAAAAAUUACCCUUGUGUGUAUCUUGUUACAGCCUUGUGCAGCGUCUUUGCAGAGUAGGGGGAGUGUGUAAAGCAGUGAAAAUCAGGGUUAAAAGAUGAUGGUGUUAGAGGGAUGAUGAGAGGGAAGCACGUAUGGAGAGACGGUGAAGGGACCGCUACGCUUUGGAGAAGGAAGGACCAUCGGAGCUGCUCUCACCUGAGACGUGGUGAAGAUGAUGGCGGCUGAGGUUUGGGACUGCCGUGAGAAGAGCGCUGCCCUACUAGUCCAGAUUGUGUAUCUGAACUUUGCAGUAACUCAAGGAGUGCCCACAAACCCUCACUGACCCCCCCCCAAGACCUUUGUCCAGUCAGUCGGAUGUUACUCACUGCGUGUGCUGUCAGCCUUGAUGGAGAGAGACCCAGUGUGAGGAAACAAACAAACAAGCAACAAAAAAAAGAAAGAAAUCAAGCUAACGAAACAAAACCUAAACACAUUCCAUUACUCGUGGUGGUGGAGUGUCGAAACAAAAGCAUUGGUUCUGAUUUUUGGUAGAACACCUAAAUCCAAAGUGCAUCAGCAGCAGGAUAUGAUGACACUUAACUCGGAGCAGAUGGGUUAUUCGGGGGGUUGGGUUCUUUCUAACAGUACAUCUUGGGUUAUCUUCUGAGGCUAAACUAUAGAGUAUUGUGUAUUGUAGUCCUCCUGUUGUUCACUGUCAUAGCACACCAUCUCAAAGCACAUAGCUAUAAUCAGAUUACCCAUCGUCGUAAUGUUCUGUUCAGUGGGUGUACGUGUGAGUCCAGCUAACACCAGCUCCUCUGUCAGGUGGCUGGCUGUACUGUUCGUAGACAGUAACGUGUUGCAAUAGAUUUGUGGAAUAUGCAAAUUACUGUCCUGUGACCUCAGAUAACGAAGGUCGCGGCUCUUUUGCCGCUACCUGUUGCUCUUUCAAGAGAGAAACUUGUAAAGCUUUUACGUCUUGAUACACAAUUGCUUUUCUGGGUAUAAUUUGAAAAGCCUGAGACGUGGUUAACUGUUUUACAUGCAUAUAUGACAAUUAUAUAUUGGUAUAUAUGAUUAUAUAUGGAUUUAUAUAAUCAUAUAUAUAUUGCUGUUAAGUGUGACAGUGAUCUACUUGUGCUGAUAUUUCAGCUGUUACAAAUAUAUUGUAUAUUACCCUGUAAAUUAAUGUUAAAAUAGUAGAUUUGUUCCUAUAUAUAUAUAUAAAUACAUAUACUAUAUAAAUAUAUAUAAAUAUAUAUAUAUAAAGUGUGGAUUGGUGGGUUGCUUCUAGCACUUUAAUCUGGUGUAAAAGCGUCAAGGCCAGGUUCUUAGAUUUAUUAGCAGUAGCUGUACAGUACUUUUUUUGUUUAGAACAUAAAGAUGUUAACCGUUAGUAGAAAGCUUGCUGCUACCAAUAUCAAUAAGGGUUUACCCUAAUGCUCUGUGUGUCUGAAACGGAGGAUUACUUUAAGGGAAGGGAAGGGGUGCUGAAUGUGGAUACAUCUAACGCAGGGUGUGGUGUCUCUCCUCAUGUGGCUGUCUGGUGAGUCUCGGCCAGGUAGGUAUGGAAGCAGACUAACUUCUGACAGGCAGAUGGAGAGUGAAGGAAGGUGUGUACAGUACAUAGCCCUCCCCAAGCAGCUUUCUCCCCCCCUUUCUGGUCUUCCACACCAGUAUUUGUGUCCUUGUGGAGAGUCACAAAGAAUAAUAUGGAUAAUUCUUCCAAUUAUUUCAACAGAAUACCAUGUAUCAGUGAUGUAUAAAUAACAAUAAAGCUGAAUAAAUUGUUGUAACCUGGGAUAUGA